Molecule: messenger RNA, 811 nt
Organism: Plutella xylostella (diamondback moth)
Lineage: Eukaryota; Metazoa; Arthropoda; Insecta; Lepidoptera; Plutellidae
Gene: Tcs1
Product: Threonyl-carbamoyl synthesis 1
Biological process (GO): regulation of translational fidelity
Cellular component (GO): cytoplasm
Molecular function (GO): nucleotidyltransferase activity; tRNA binding; double-stranded RNA binding
Source: RefSeq, a predicted model, not a curated record
AUGGAACUUGGAAAAAAACUAUAUACCCUCAGUAAACUUUUGGUUAGAUAUAAAACGGUGCCAGCUAAGAUGAAGGUUGAUAAAAUGGCACCUAUAAUACAGUGUUACGAUGAGCUUGCUCAUGUAAAAGCAGCAGAGUACCUCGGUAGUGGGCGAGUGAUUGCUGUCCCCACGGAUACUAUCUACGGCCUGGCGUGCAGUGCCAACUGCCCCACGGCCAUACAAAGACUGUACAGUAUCAAAGGCAGAGAUUCAGCCAAGCCUGUAGCUAUUUGUGUCACAUCUGUACAAGACCUAAGAAAGUGGGGUGAGGCUUCUCAUUUGUCUGAUGAGUUGCUGCACAGCCUGCUCCCUGGCCCUGUCACCCUGGUGCUGGAGAGGACUAAGCAUCUUGAUAACCCAUUCCUAAACCCAGUUUCAACCAAGAUUGGAAUCAGGAUACCUAACCACAACUUCAUGAAUCAAGUGACCAAGUUAUUUGAUGGCCCAGUUGCCCUGACUAGUGCCAAUUUCAGUAAUGAGCCUUCAACAUUGUCAAUAAAGGAAUUUAAACAUUUGUAUGGACAUUUAGGGGCAGUGUUUGAUGGGGGACUUUUGAGCCAGGGUUUGGAACAGAACCGGACCGGCUCCACAGUGGUUGACUUGGCUCUAGCAGGUCAAUACAAUAUUAUAAGAAGGGGUAUUUCUUAUAACAGCAUUGUUGGUAUCUUAGAUAGACAUGGACUUAAAAGUGCUAGUAGUUAAGUAAGCUUCCUGCGUAUUUAUACAUUAUUAUGUUUACUGUGAUAAAUAAAACAUAAUCUAAAAUAUU